This is a messenger RNA of Panicum hallii, 1624 nucleotides long. Its product is annotated as probable magnesium transporter NIPA9. Gene Ontology annotation, molecular function: magnesium ion transmembrane transporter activity. Gene Ontology annotation, biological process: magnesium ion transport. Lineage: Eukaryota; Viridiplantae; Streptophyta; Magnoliopsida; Poales; Poaceae. The transcript has 9 exons. The record is from RefSeq and is a predicted model, not a curated record. The coding region runs from base 309 to 1340 and encodes 343 amino acids. Gene Ontology annotation, cellular component: membrane.
UGCCGUCCCGUCCCGCACACGCGACCCGCCGCCAGCACCAGCAGCAACGAGCCAGCCACCCAACAGCGGCCGCGGCAGCAGCUGCGAGCACGGGCGCGCGGCCGAGAAAAGCGCAGCCCUGCCACGACACGGCCACCUCCCUCCCUCCCUCCCUCCCUCGUGGUCUCCUUCUCCUCCUAGGCACUUGCUCCUGCUUCUCCACCGCUCCAAAAAGUCUAGUAAAAUAGAAGGGAGGCGACCCCCAAUCCCUCCCCCAAGACGCACGGCGCACGGAGGCGUUGGAUCGGAUCGGCGCCGGCGGCGGCGAGAUGUGGGAGUCGGUGGCGCUGACGCUGGCGGGCACCGCCGGCAACAACAUCGGCAAGGUCCUCCAGAAGAAGGGCACCCACAUCCUCCCUCCCCUCUCCCUCAAGCUCAAGGUGGUCAAGGCGUACGCGUUUAACCAGCUCUGGAUCAGCGGGUUCCUUAUGGACAUGUGCGGCGCCGCGCUCAUGCUCACAGCGCUCUCCCAGGCCCCGGUCUCCGUUGUGCAGCCCAUUGCCGGCUGCGGGCUCGCGAUACUCUGCGUCUUCUCCCACUUUUACCUCAAGGAGGUCAUGAAUGGCCUCGAUUGGGUUGCCAUCACGCUAGCUGGUCUCGGCACCAUAGGAGUUGGUGUUGGAGGAGAGGAACAGAAAGUUGAUCAGAUACCUCUUCUCAAUAUACCCUGGCUAGUGCUCUCCGUUGUCAUCUUGUUUGUACUGCUCAACACUUGGCUUCAUAUGUAUAAAAAGCAAAGGCGUGAGCAAGAGUUGACUGGACCUGAAGUGAUUGAGGAGAUCAUAUAUGGUUUAGAAUCAGGCAUCUUGUUUGGCAUUUCUUCAGUGAUCUCUAAGAUGGGAUUUGUGAUGUCCGAGAUGGGUUUUCCAAAGCUUGUUGUGCCUGCUGCCAUUUCUUGUAGUGUUUGCUGUAGUGCCAUCGGAUUUGUGUAUCAGACGCGAGGCCUCAAGCAUGGGAGGGCAAUUGUUGUAUCUACAUGUACAUCGGUGGCAUCUAUAGUGUCUGGUGUGGUAGCUGGCAUGAUUGCACUUGACGAACAUCUACCUAAAGCUCCGACGGCUCGGUUUUUUCUCUUACUUGGAUGGUUCUUCAUUAUCACAGGAGUGAUACUACUUGUUAGUUCAACCAGAUUGAUUGCACGUCUACCUAGGCCUGUGCAGAAGUUUUUGAAGAGCAACAUGGAGCGCACCCACAGCAUUAGGAGGCCCGGUUCAGCACGAGGGAAGGACCCCAUCCCAACCACAACGAUCCAUACAUCGUCACUACAUCUUCUUACUUCUCCAACAAAGGAGAAGGCCUAGCAAAAUAUUGCUGCUGUGGAAAAUCUGUUUCAGCACCUCACAUGUGUCAUGUCAUUGAUUGAAUGGUUACGUGAAUUUAUAAAUCUAGAGUAGCAUUUAAAGUUUGGGUCGGUUACUCAUCGUACUGCCCUUUAUAGGUCUAACAGAAGUUUGGAAAAAAAAAAUUGCCGCAAAUUUUUAUCACGUCUCAUCUCGUCGUUUGUCUGGUUGCCCAGUGCUAAAUUCAUGGCUGGUUCUGUUCAGUACUACCUAUUCUCCUAAAAGAUUACCGAUUGGAAGCAUCA